Molecule: messenger RNA, 1302 nt
Organism: Penicillium samsonianum
Lineage: Eukaryota; Fungi; Ascomycota; Eurotiomycetes; Eurotiales; Aspergillaceae
Exons: 6
Coding region: 1-1302 (433 amino acids)
Source: RefSeq, a predicted model, not a curated record
AUGCCUACCACUCGUCAGAAAAGAAAGGCCGAUGACGACGCCCUUCUUCCUGGUAUUCCCAUGGAUGAGAAGCGACCCAAGAGUUCGAAGGGGGCUGCCUCUAGCUCCGGUCGUGCUUCCAAGCCCGCUGCAAAGAAAGGGAAGAAGAAGCAAGAUCCAGAUCCGCCCCAUGUUGCACUUGCAAACGACCUCCUCGAGCGUGGGGAAGGGCUACGUCUUCCUGGAACCCCGUUAUCACACGGUCAAGUUUUCAAGCCACCGAAAUCAUGGGGAACCCGAGACGAGCCUAUAACCGAUCCUGCCAAGUUACCUAAAGGAUGGGACCCAUGCGAUACAGAUCUCGCCGAGGAUGAUGUCGACGCCCAAAUUGAAAGAUGCUACAGACGCAUCGAUGAGGGAAUCAUGCCUGCCAUUUUCGAGCAGAGAUUGGAAAUGUACCAAGGUAUAAAGCGGAGACAGACAGACAUGAUCAACUCAGAGCCAGCCGGUCUUAGCUGGGAAGUCGUCCAGCGCCUUGAUAUGCUAAAGAAGGUCAAAGCGAGCUUUGAUGAGACGGGAAAUGACAGUGGGAAUACCCCCAACGUGAUAGCCAUCAUGGCUGCGUACCGCUCCGGGGACCUUGUCUGGGAUAAAGAUACAGUCACUUACUGGGCACACGGAGAAAUGAUUGCUGGUCCCAAGAAAAUGGAAAUCGACGAAUUUUACGCCCUUAGUAGGGAGUUUGGCCCACAUGGUGUUUGGGUAGAAGGAAUGGACGACUACAAACCGGCACCGAUGUGCCUAUACUACACUUUGGGCCCGUACUAUCAGGGGUACGCCAUGCAUCAAAUUACGGUAUCGGUCCGGAAUCCUACCACUUGGAACCUGAACACAUGGCAACAUACCAUGCACCUCCCUGUUCUGGAGGAUACUGGUGCUUCGGUAAUGAAGAUUCAUCAAUCCGAUAGAGCCUAUCUUGAAAGAUUGAGCGGCGCUCCCGUGCCUGUCUCUGGUGCAUCAACAAUGGGCACAGCGGCUGGUGAAAUCCCGGUGGAUAAUGUGGUAUUGCAAGUCAAUCUCUACCACAAUGGUCAGCCCAUGCUCCCCAAGUGGAUUAAUGUUCGAGCUUGUAUAGGCCAUGAUCCCCCCAAUGCUCCCCCGAAUCUCCGACUGUCUGGUAUCUGGCUUCAUCAUAUGCUGUAUUGUUUGAGUUUGCCUGAUAAUAGCGGCAGAAUGUACAUUGGAAAUGAUCUCACCGAAAUUUUGGCAAAUGCACCCACAGCCGCUUGCAAUCCAGCACUCGCAAGACCACCACCCGUUUGA